CACUAAUUACAUGUAUGUAGAAGUAGCAUCUUAGGUGACCGGACCCUGUAUGUAUGAAUAUUGAAUUGAAUAUCCUGUAUCUAGUAGUAAGCCUAAACCUUGGACCAUGAUGUAAUAAUUUUUCUUCUUUUGACUUUGUGCUGCUAAAUCACAACAAUAUUUACAAAGUUAUCAUUUAUCAAGAAUCAGGUCCACCACCUUUCUUGACUAUCCAACCAAUUUGGCGGAGCAAUUCUGAAAACAAGGAACAAAUUAGGGAACCCAAAUAAAUAUAUUACUUGAUAAUUAAGAUUUUUAUUUUUAUUUUUAUAUUCAAAAAAAGAGUCAACACAUCCAAAGGCAGAGAGAGAGAGAGAGAGAGAGAGAGAUGCUCCAUCUGUCUUACUCUGGUUAAUAAGUGAGAGUGAGUGCAGAUACAAUAAACGUUGAAAAGGAUUGUACGUAUUAAAUAGGUUGUUGCUUGCAUUUGCAGUUGAGCUGGUUCUUGUUUUGUUUGUUCCCUUCUCCUACAUUUUCCUUCUUUAUUUCUUUUUUCCUUGUCAUUUUUUUGGCUACUAAUAAUUAUUGCCACAAAUUAAAUCAUAUUCUAAAGCCACCCCUCUCUACCACCCUCCACCUUCACCACCUACUGUUCUCUCUCUCCCUCCCUUAUUUUAGUGAUUUUUCAAGAAAAUAAAAUCUGGGUUUUGCUAAAAAUUGAAUCUUUUGGGGCACCAAAAAAUGGGUAAUAAAUUCAUUUGUAUGAGCAAGAAGGAUAUGAAGAAUGGUGGGAUUGGAUCAAAAAGCAAAAGGGGUGGUUCAAUUUCAAAGCGGCGGAGCUCAAUGGAGGAAGAAUUGCUUCACAGGCAAGCUCUAGCUAUGGCUAUUCAGCAGCAUCAGCUCUCUCAGAGAUUCGAUAGUAAUAAUAAUGGUUCCAUGUCUCGUCGCAUUGGAUCCACCUCCUCCCGCCGCCGCGGCGCCGCCGCCGCCACUUCUUCCGAUCCUUUCUCUCCUAGUACUAAUGCUAAACAGUUGCCAGAGUUUUUGGAGAAUAUCAAGACGAAGAAAUUUGUUUUAGUGCACGGUGAAGGGUUCGGAGCUUGGUGUUGGUAUAAAAGUAUUGCUCUAUUAGAGGAAAGCGGUUUACUUCCGAUUGCAUUGGAUCUAUCGGGAUCCGGAAUUGACCUAACCGAUAUAAAAGAUGUCAAUACAUUGGCUGACUACUCAAAACCAUUGGUCGAUUUUCUGCAGAAAUUACCGGAGGAUGAUAAGGUAAUAUUGGUUGGUCACAGUAGUGGGGGUGCUUGCGUUUCGUACGCGUUGGAGCAUUUUCCUGAGAAGAUUUCGAAAGCUGUUUAUCUUUGUGCUACGAUGGUAUCCGAUGGGCAGAAACCUUUCGAUGUGUUUGCUGAAGAGCUUGGUUCUGCAGAACUUUUUUCACCAGAAUCGAAGUCUCUAAUUUACGGAAACGGAAAAGACAAUCCUCCAACAGGAUUCAUGUUCGAGAAGCAGCAUAUGCAUGGCUUAUACUUCAAUCAAUCUCCCUCAAAGGAUGUUGCUUUAGCAAUGGUUUCAAUGAGACCAAUACCACUUGGUCCUAUGAUGGAGAAACUGUCUUUAUCAUCGGAAAAAUACGGAACCGGUAGAAGAUUCUAUAUUCAGUCUUUGGAUGACCAUGCACUUUCCCCCGACGUGCAAGAAAAGCUAGUGAGAGAAAAUCCACCCGAAGGAGUCUUCAAGAUCAAAGGCAGCGAUCAUUGCCCUUUCUUCUCGAAGCCGCAGUCUUUACAUAAAAUUUUGCUCGAUAUAGCUCAAAUUGCUUAAGUAACAAUUUCUUCCUUUAUUUUUUAUUUAUAAAGAUUUUCGGGGGAUUUCUUUGCUAUAUAGUUAACGGUGUACAAUAUUGUAUGUCAAAUCUGUUCAAUACAUAUAGAAAAAUGAUUCAGUUUCAGUAAUCUUAAUUUUCUUGCAUUUUGUUUUAAUUA
Erythranthe guttata (spotted monkey flower) is the source of this 1964-nucleotide messenger RNA. The record is from RefSeq and is a predicted model, not a curated record. Lineage: Eukaryota; Viridiplantae; Streptophyta; Magnoliopsida; Lamiales; Phrymaceae.